Molecule: messenger RNA, 2897 nt
Organism: Nannospalax galili (Upper Galilee mountains blind mole rat)
Lineage: Eukaryota; Metazoa; Chordata; Mammalia; Rodentia; Spalacidae
Gene: Cldn2
Product: claudin 2
Exons: 2
Coding region: 266-958 (230 amino acids)
Biological process (GO): calcium-independent cell-cell adhesion; bicellular tight junction assembly
Cellular component (GO): bicellular tight junction; plasma membrane
Molecular function (GO): structural molecule activity
Source: RefSeq, a predicted model, not a curated record
UUGGAUCCAGCUUGCCUUUCUCAGGACCCUUUCCUCUGUCUCCAGAAGCACCUCAUCAGCAAAGGCUCACAAAAGGACAGCUCUGUUUUCUAGAUGACUUCUUGAGCCUGCUUGUGGCCACCCACAGAUACUUGUAAGGAGGAAAGAAGUCAGUCUGGCAGAGACACUGUGAAAUGAGGGAUUAGAGGCCAGGAUCCAAGGAGCAAGACCCACAGCCAAAGACAAGAGAACGGGCUCUGAAGAUACUUCUACUGAGAGGUCUGCCAUGGCCUCCCUUGGCAUCCAACUGGUGGGCUACAUCCUAGGCCUUCUGGGUCUGUUAGGCACAUCGAUUGCCAUGCUGCUUCCCAACUGGAGAACAAGUUCUUAUGUUGGUGCCAGUAUUGUGACAGCAGUUGGCUUUUCCAAGGGCCUCUGGAUGGAAUGUGCGACACACAGCACGGGCAUCACCCAGUGUGACAUCUAUAGCACCCUUCUAGGACUUCCUGCUGACAUCCAGGCUGCCCAGGCCAUGAUGGUGACAUCCAGUGCAAUGUCCUCACUGGCCUGCAUUAUCUCUGUGGUGGGAAUGAGAUGCACAGUCUUUUGCCAGGAAUCCCGAGCCAAGGACAGAGUGGCCAUAGUGGGUGGAGUUUUCUUCAUCCUUGGCGGCCUCCUGGGCUUUAUCCCAGUUGCCUGGAAUCUUCAUGGCAUCCUACGGGACUUCUACUCACCACUGGUGCCUGACAGCAUGAAAUUUGAGAUCGGAGAGGCUCUAUACUUGGGCAUUAUUUCCUCCCUGUUCUCCCUGAUAGCUGGAAUCAUCCUCUGCUUUUCCUGCUCACCUCAGGGAAAUCGUACCAACUAUUACGAUGGCUAUCAGGCCCAGCCUCUUGCCACUAGGAGCUCUCCAAGGCCUGGUCAACAGCCCAAAGCCAAAAGUGAGUUCAACUCCUACAGCCUGACAGGGUAUGUGUGAAGAACCAGGGGCCAGAGCUGGGGAGGUGGAUGGGUCUAUAAAAAACUAGUGGACAAUGCCCCCAGGGUCACAGGUGAGAGACAAUGCCACUGGAUCAUGUGGAAGGUGCUGCUGAGAAUAGACUGACUUUGGCCAUUGGAUGGAGUGAAGGCAGAGAUGGGAACUGAUAUGACAGCAUGUAGGUUGAAUUUUCAAGGACACUCACCAAGCCAGCCUUUCUAUUUUCCUCACCUUGCCCCCCUGGGCCUUGAAUCCUCAAUCUAAAACUCCAAAUCCCAUCCCUGCCACCUUUGGCUAAGCCCCAGAGACUUCCUUCUGCCUUUUGGUUUACCAGAGAAUCCACCCUCAAACCCAUUAAUCACAUUUCACUGACUGAACUUGUUUGUGAUCAAAGGCCCUUUCCCUCUGGUCGAGUAUGGCUCUUAAUCCAAUUGCUGGGGGACAGGGAGAAGGAGUGGUGGCUUUUGUGAGCAUGACUCUAGCCUCCUUCUCAAACGUUCUUCCAAAGAAUUGGAUUGGUCAGUAAUAGGCCUUGGAGUUCUGUCCCACUCGUGAUAUGACUACAGUGUCCAGACUGGUCUGUGCAUGAACUGAAGGACAUUCUUCUCAUGAUAUCCAGCAGAAAACAACACCUGGGACCAAAAAAGACCAAAAUCGCUUUCCAGGGCACUUCCCAGAAUUCCCUCACACUUGAGGGUCUGGAACAGAACUCAUGGCUACAGGGAAUCAGAAGGAAAGAAGAUAAUGAUGGAAAGCACAAGGGAGCAGCAGUCUGACUCUGCUGAGGAACUGCCGAGAAGCUGCAGUUCCAAGCCUCUGCCUCCCUUGAGGGUAUCUGACCUGGUUCCUUACCUAAACCAUAAGACUUAGGGCCCUAGACAAUCGUUUCAUAUAAACCAAUUUUUCUAGAAGUGCCCUUCUUUGACUAGGAGAUGACAAUGUGGGAGCUGUGGGGUCUAUGGAAGAUACUACUCCUUGACCCUAACCAAGAAAGAAUAAGAACUUUGGUAUCUAAGAAGCUGGGUGGACAUGUAUGUUGGAUGUUGUGUGUGUAUCUACUGUUUCAGAGAUAGGCAGACCCCCAGAGUUUUCAGACCUCAUGGGAAAACAGCCCUCUGACAUCUAAACCUGGGGUACUACAGCCUUUGAAAGAACACAGCACCAGAUGGGUCUCUUGUCACUUUUACUAUUCCCCUCACUAUCCAUCAGAAGAUAUUUUAGAACACACCUAAGGUCUCCAGUGGCUGAGGUGCUGUGUCUAUGAUCUGAGGGAUAGAUGAACUCCUACCUGGGAUUGCAAUCGAGGUGGGAGACAAAGUAUGAUUUCCAGGUAAAGGAUUCCACAUCCAAGGUCCAAAAAAUGUUCCAUUUCCCCUGUGGUAAGUGGGGGUCAUAAACCACAGACAUUUUUCCUCACCAGCCUAAUAUCAUGAGCUUUAAAAGAUAUCCAGCAUACCUCAAACCUCAAUGCCAUCAAGAGGGGCCCAUUCAAUGAGAUUUCCUUUAAUAUACCUUUUGUAUUUCCACCUUGUUGCCUAUGUUCAGCUUUUUUACCAACCUGGAAGCCCUUUCCUCCUAGCUCUUAGUUCUCCCCAUGUGUGGAGAACUUGCUCAGCAUCACCUCCUUUGUUGAGCCGUCUCUGACCACUCCUUCCUGCUCUCCCUCUUCCACGCCCCCAAUACAUACAUUUUUUUUCUUAAUGCUUAUCAUUCACAAUUUUGAUUGAUAGUUUGAUAGUUAUCUCUCUCUUGUGUGAGCUUCAGUGUGUAUGCAUGUGUGUGUGUGUGUGUGUGUGUGUGUGUGUGUGUGUGUUCUCAAAAGCUCAUGUAAGCACUUGGAGGGCAGGUGCCAUAUCAUAGACCUGUCUAUAUGUAUGGCCCAACUGUAACAGUGCUAGGCAUUUACUAGGUGAUCAAUAAACACUUGUUGAUUGAGUAA